CUCAAAAACACCAAUCUCAAGACUCUACUACUAUGAGGUGUUUUUCCGUUACAUAAUUUGUAGUUUUGCAAGUUAGGUUUGGUUAGUAUUACAUGACAGAAUCAGAUACACAAAGACAUAUAUAAAAUAAAUUUAUCUCUGAAGUGAAUUUAUAUCCUUUUUGAAAAAUAGGAUAUAAUGUUCAAUCUGUCUUAACCGUCUACGUUUCUUCUCGUUUUGAGAUAGUAACCAGUCACUUAUGUCAAGUGUCAACUACAGUGUUUCAGAUUUAAGCGUGGCUUGCAUUGCAACUUCCUAAAUUUCUCACCAGUCACUUCACUUCAGUCUUCUUUCAUGAUUCACACAAUCCAUGCUUCUACCCUACUGAAUUUUCACACUAGUCUUGUCUAGCAGUCGGCUUUUCUUCCAUUUUCUAGUUUUCAUACUCAAAUUUGAUCCUCUAUCACAUUCUCGAUCUUAUUCCCAAGACUAUAAAACUUAGCUUCACCGUUUUCGCUCUUAUCUCGGCAAGAGAAAUGGGAUCCAGUUCUUUCCCACAGCCUAACUCAAAUUGGUCAGAACAGAAAAACAAGUUGUUCGAAAAUGCUCUUGCAAUAUAUGACAAGGAUAGCCCAGAUCGUUGGCGAAACAUAGCCGGGUUUGUCGGAGAAACAACAGAAGAGGAAGUGAAGAAGCAGUAUGAGAUCCUUCUAGACGAUAUCAAGAGAAUCGAGUCAGACCAAGUGCCACUGCCAAAUUACAAGAAUCAUGAAGAAAGCAUCAAGGAAAACAGCAACAUGAGCAUUGAAGGGGAUAGGCUGCAGCAACUGAAGCUCUAAUGAAGAAUGGUCUCAGCUGUAGAGACGGCAAUUUUUCCUUGAUUCAUCAUCACCCUUAAACUUUUUUCCUUUCAAGUAUAAUAAAUUCUAAACAUAUAUAUAUGUACCAAAGAUGAAACAUUAGCAUUUUCUCCCUUGUAUUGAUUUUCUUUUCUCCUUAACUAGUCAUCAAUAUGUGAAA
Molecule: messenger RNA, 999 nt
Organism: Populus nigra (black poplar)
Lineage: Eukaryota; Viridiplantae; Streptophyta; Magnoliopsida; Malpighiales; Salicaceae
Product: transcription factor RADIALIS-like
Exons: 2
Coding region: 516-818 (100 amino acids)
Molecular function (GO): DNA-binding transcription factor activity
Source: RefSeq, a predicted model, not a curated record